Trametes versicolor FP-101664 SS1 is the source of this 526-nucleotide messenger RNA. RefSeq lists its product as uncharacterized. The record is from RefSeq and is a predicted model, not a curated record. Lineage: Eukaryota; Fungi; Basidiomycota; Agaricomycetes; Polyporales; Polyporaceae. The transcript is spliced from 3 exons. The coding region runs from base 1 to 519 and encodes 172 amino acids.
AUGGCUCGAAAUGUGAGCAAAGAAGGGCGCACACACGCCUCACCGCGAGAUGGAAUGUCUUACGAUCAGAAAGUCACCUGGACGAAGGGAAAGAUCAGGAAGAUGAUCACCAAACGCCUCCGCGCAGCGUGCAAGGACGACACCGUGACAAUGCACUGGGGCACAUACUGGUCGCACAUCGUCGCACGGCACGGCGUGUGCAUCGAGGGCUGGCCGCAUGAGCUUGUCCCGUUCCACGAUCUGAGCGGAGCGACAUCAUCACUCGUGCGGCUCGAGCUGCUCUGGCUGCGCUGGAAGGUCGGCACGACACGCUUCCGGGAGGUGGGCGCAGAGGAAAUGGAGCGGCUCGAGGCUGUGGGACUGUUCGCGCGCACGGCACGGCCGCGGCGCGCUGAUGCAGGCUUGAUCAGGGGACGGCGGCGGGACCCUGCGACACGGUCAAAGCGGCUGGGGCCGUACACAAUCAAGUCUGCACUCAUCGUCCCAGACGGCGCAGACGACAGCGACUACCAUGAUUAGCUACCCG